AUGUGCCUUCUGUUCGGCAUUGCCUUUUUCUGCAUAGUUAGAGGCACAGCGUCUUUCAAUACAACUGUGUUUGUUCCUGAAAACGCCACAGUAGGAACAGCCGUUGCCCGCCACAACACUUCCCUGCAGUUGGCAUGGGCAUACAUAUUAGUAGAUGGUAAUGACUACGAGAGGUUUAGUAUAGCAGAGAGCCAAGGCGUUGUUGAAGUUGCCAAUCCAUUGGAUUAUCGAAUACAAUCGACUUACCAAUUGCAGAUCCUAAUUGCAAACGAACACAACUUCACUGAAAACACCACACUCUGGAACCUGACUGUUCAUGUGCUGGACGUGUCUGGAUACCCUCCAUACUACAACAAAACGUGUGAAACCCCUGAAAGGACCUCUGGUGUACCUAGAUUGGUAGAGUUUACUGACUAUUCAGUAGAUGUCUCAACAAGCAUUGGAAUCAAAGUUAAAGACUCUGGCCAUAUUCUACAUAUGAAGAGACGUAGGCUGUUCUUUAGCUUGGAAAAUGACAGAUGUGAAGUGAACUUUACAUUCGGAAUGAGCCAUGCUAAAGAUGUGGGACUUAUGCACCACUUUUGGAAGAAUUACUAUAGAAACUUAACGCAGUACUCAGAGGAAGGGCAAAACGAGAUAUCGAUUAUUGUGGUUGACAGAAUUUCAUCUGCAAUUAACGAUGGAAACGAUAUACUAAUCUUCAUGGAGUUCACUGAACUUGUUGAGGCAAAACUAUUGGAUCCACUGUGGAUAGAUGAUAGGGAAUACAGGUAUUUUUUUCUCUUUAACCUUGGCGUUCUUAAAACAAAUACCCCGGUCACAUGGAAAUAUGCAUUUACGGAUGUAAAGGCUCCUAGUCCAUACGGAAGCACGAAUGGCACAUUUCAAGUUGCUUUCAAACUUGCCGGUUGUCCACAUGGGAAAUACGGUGCGUUUUGUGACAAAAACUGUACAUGUAAGAACGAAGCCCUGUGCCAUGGCUUUAACGGGGCCUGUCUGUGUGCUCCUGGUUGGAAGGGAGUGGCAUGCGAUAUACCAACUCCAGCAGUCGCUAUUGACGUUCUACCAGAAGGAAACAUGUAUAUAACAGGGAGUGUUUCCCUACAAUGCCGCCCUGUCCAUAUCAAUGUCUCGUCCAUGACGUGGUGGUUUCGGUCAUCUCGCAACAACAGUUCCAAAGUUUUUAUCCAAACUUCCCGUAACAUUUCCAUCCAGCCGAUUCUACCAGAGACCAACGGUGUGUACACGUGUGAAGCCGGCACACCUGAUGGACAGAUACUGGAGAGAAACUACGUCUUAGAGGUGAUGGAGUGUCCUCCCGGUCUUCACGGGGAGCGUUGUGACAGGCCGUGCGACUGUCUACAUAACGUUGGCUGUGACCGUUGGACGGGGUGUGUAUGUGAGGCCGGCUGGACAGGUCCUACUUGUGACACGCCAUGUCCUGCGGGAACAUUCGGGACAAACUGCGAACAGUGCCGAUGUGAAAACGGUGCGGAGUGCAGUCCUUUCAACGGUACUUGUAUCUGUCCGCCGGGCCUGACUGGAAAAUACUGCGAAAGCCUAAAGCCAAGAGGUUCAGUCUACACGGCAGAGCAGACUUCAAGAUUUUUGAUCAUGCUCGUUUUCAUCCUUCCCGUCCUUUUUGUAAUAGUUGCCUGCAUUGUUAUAAGAAGAGGGAGACGAAAAAAAGUUCUAAGACAGCAACGUGAGCAAACAAUCCACGAGGAACUCCAACCUCUCGAUGUCAAUCAACAAUCGUACUUAGCAGAGAAUCAACAACCGAAUUUACCAGAGACAUUAGUACCAUGGGAAAGAGACCCACAGUACCUGACUCUUGGUGAGUUGGUCGGGCUUGGGACAUUCGGCCAUGUUUUAGAAGGGACUUUCCAACAGCAGGGAGAACUGCCUGUAAGAGUAGCCGUCAAAUCAUUGAAUCUCAACGUCAACCAAGAUGAUGUAUAUGCGGACUUUUAUCGUGAGGUGGACAUACUGGUCCAUCUUUUUGACCAAUCCUUAUACAUGUGGGGAGGGGACAAAGUUAUGCACCCAAAUAUCAUACAGCUGUACGGCGUGGUCACCCUGUCUAACCCGAAAAGAAUAAUACUAGAAUUCGCCCCUCACGGAGACCUUCAGAGAAACCUGACGAGACUCCGAGACGACAUCGAUGCGGUGAACUGGGCCACUCUGCUCGGCUUCGCCGUCGAUGUGUCCAAGGCUCUACAGGAGUUAGAACGAGUCAGGAUUGUCCAUCGCGACGUGGCCGCCCGGAACGUGGUCAUCACAGACCAAAUGGUCGCUAAGCUGGCGGACUUCGGUUUGGCCCGAGACGUCUACACCAACACUGUGUACGAGCGGACCAAUCAGCACGGGCGGGAUGAGUUACUCCCGCUGAAGUGGAUGGCGCUGGAGACUCUCAGGGAUGGAGAGUACACCUGUCAGAGCGACGUGUGGUCGUUCGGUGUUAUGCUGUGGGAGAUUGCCAGUCUAGGAGAGGAGCCUCGCUACCCUGGACCUUUCCGACCAGAUUGUUGUAAGAUGGUGAAAAUGCUCAGACGUGGAAUCCGCAUGGAGAAGCCAGAAGGGUGCUCCAUAACUGCCGACCUGUACAGACUGAUGUGUCAGUGCUGGUAUGAGGUUCCUGACGACAGACCGACUGCUCAUCAACUUGAAGAGAGACUUUUGAUUCUAAUUAAGACCAUCGAUGAUGGAGUCCAAUCAGAUUUUAGAGUUGAUCAAGCUGAGGUGAUCAUUUCGGACCUGGGCGAGAACGUCGAAGAUGGAGUCCAAGCAGAUGAUGGUCUUGAUCACUGUGUAUGGGAAACUACUGUGUGACAAUAAUGAUGACACGUUAGACCUAGGUUGUCUGGGCAUAAGAGACAUGUUCUUAAAAAUUUAGGGGAGUAUCUAAUACCAGUUAACGCGCCCCUCAGAAUCAGUAUAUAGAAAUUCAAAUGUAUAUGAGAUAAUUGACAAGACCUCAUUCGAUUUAGUUAGAAUUUGCUAAUACAAACAGUAGCAAAUAAAGGGUAUGUGUUAGUUAUAUUGACAUCUCUUUGCCUGUGCCCUAAUUGACAAUUUCCACUGUAUGUGCGGAAGCGACAGAGUUUUUAGAAAU
Molecule: messenger RNA, 3115 nt
Organism: Branchiostoma belcheri (Belcher's lancelet)
Lineage: Eukaryota; Metazoa; Chordata; Leptocardii; Amphioxiformes; Branchiostomatidae
Product: tyrosine-protein kinase receptor Tie-1-like
Exons: 1
Coding region: 1-2832 (943 amino acids)
Biological process (GO): multicellular organism development; protein phosphorylation; positive regulation of kinase activity
Cellular component (GO): membrane; signaling receptor complex
Molecular function (GO): transmembrane receptor protein tyrosine kinase activity; ATP binding; calcium ion binding
Source: RefSeq, a predicted model, not a curated record